AGCAAGAUUCUGGCUUGCACAAAAAGUCACUUGGUGUUUCUCUUAUAAAACCGGAAUUCCCUAAGUUAAGUUGUUUAUUGUUAAGAAAUCAGCCAAAAUUAUUACAGCCGAUCAGAUUUAGAGAAAGAAAAAGAGAAAAUGAGUAGAGGAAGCGGAGGAGGCUACGAUCGUCACAUUACGAUCUUCUCUCCUGAAGGUCGUCUCUUCCAAGUAGAGUACGCUUUUAAGGCUGUCAAAUCUUCUGGGAUCACUUCUAUUGCAGUUCGAGGGAAAGAUUCUGUUUGUGUUGUCACUCAGAAGAAAGUUCCUGACAAACUUUUGGAUCAAACAAGUGUUUCACAUCUUUUCCAUAUUACUAAGUACUUGGGUCUUCUUGCCACUGGAAUGACAGCUGAUUCUAGGAAUUUGGUCCAACAAGCAAGGAAUGAAGCUGCUGAGUUUCGCCAUAAAUAUGGAUAUGAAAUGCCCGUGGAUGUCUUGGCUAGAUGGAUUGCAGACAAGUCUCAAGUUUAUACCCAACAUGCUUAUAUGAGACCUCUUGGAGUAGUGGCUAUGGUUAUAGGAAUUGAUGAAGAAAAGGGACCUCAGCUUUUUAAAUGUGAUCCUGCUGGACACUUUUAUGGUCACAAGGCUACAAGUGCUGGUGCAAAGGAUCAAGAAGCUAUCAACUUUUUAGAGAAGAAAAUGAAAAAUGAUCCUGCUUUCUCCUAUGAGGAAACAGUUCAGACUGCAAUCUCUGCUCUUCAGUCAGUUCUGCAAGAGGAUUUCAAGGCUACCGAGAUUGAGGUGGGAGUUGUUCAAGUGGCAAAUCCAGUUUUCAGAGCUCUCACAACCGAGGAGAUUGACGAGCAUUUGACAGCUAUUAGUGAGCGUGAUUAAUUUAAAUGAUUUGUUUAGGUAGUCGAUUGCUAGUACCUGAGUUGUGAGUUGUGACAGAUUGAACAAAUCUUCACUGGAGUUCACAUCGAUCUUGGGAGAACUCUUUGCUAUCACUUCUAUAUUGUAACUUUUAGACAUGGGUUUGUUUGUAAUGAGUUAAAAACGCGGUCAUUUUUGCAAUGAAUGUCUGCUCAAGUUGUUGACGAUUUCCAGCACAAUACUGAAUAGUUUUCCAAAUUGACUUGGGUUUACUCUUUCAUUCUUUCA
Messenger RNA from Amaranthus tricolor (Joseph's coat), 1146 nucleotides. RefSeq names its product proteasome subunit alpha type-6. The coding region runs from base 139 to 879 and encodes 246 amino acids. The record is from RefSeq and is a predicted model, not a curated record. NCBI's taxonomy places the organism in Eukaryota, Viridiplantae, Streptophyta, Magnoliopsida, Caryophyllales, Amaranthaceae. Gene Ontology annotation, cellular component: proteasome core complex; proteasome core complex, alpha-subunit complex; cytosol. The transcript is spliced from 9 exons. Gene Ontology annotation, biological process: ubiquitin-dependent protein catabolic process.